Messenger RNA from Canis lupus familiaris (dog), 4054 nucleotides. RefSeq names its product myozenin 3 (gene MYOZ3). NCBI's taxonomy places the organism in Eukaryota, Metazoa, Chordata, Mammalia, Carnivora, Canidae. The record is from RefSeq and is a predicted model, not a curated record. The transcript is spliced from 9 exons. The coding region runs from base 571 to 1335 and encodes 254 amino acids. Gene Ontology annotation, cellular component: actin cytoskeleton; Z disc. Gene Ontology annotation, molecular function: actin binding; telethonin binding; FATZ binding.
GCCUGACUGAGCUCCUUGAGGACAGAGCCCUGCCUUAUUUAUCUUCCAUAGAGAGACACUCAGUGUGAGAAGGUGGAGGGAGGUGGGGAGGGAGGGAGCAGAAGGAAGAAAGGCAGGAAACAAAAGAGAAAAGAAGAAAUGAACAAGUCAAGCAAGGACAUCAGGGGAAAACUCAUUCAUUCACGCAUGCAUGCAUCCAUCCAUUCAUUCAACAAAUAUCUAUUGAAUUCCUAUCAGGCCCCAUUCUAGGCUCUAAGGAUACAAUCAGGAAGCUCAAGUGACUGGCAACUGACUCAGCAUUUCCAGCUGAGGCCAGAGUUGGCUGCAAGGGCACACCGUGCUCACACUGGGCCCAGGAACCACUAGCACCUCCACGACUACUCAGCUCUCAGCUUCCUGACAGAGGUGUUAAUCUUGAGGGUCUGACAUUCCCUCCUGCACGCUGUGGUCCCAUCACUCAGGAAGGAAUGUAGAAAGACCUGGAAGCAACACACAGGAGUAGGCUGGCAGGACUGCCUUCUUUCCUGGGGACAAGUUAGGGAAUCUGGACUUGGAACCUACAGGGAUUCCAUGGGUCUCUGGACCGCAUUUUGCUUGAUGAUCCCUAAGGAGCAGAAGGGGUCAGUGAUGGCUGCCAUGGGGGACCUCACUGGACCAGUCCCUUUGCUGGACCUGGGCAAGAAGCUGAGUGUGCCCCAAGACUUGAUGAUGGAGGAGCUCUCUCUACGCAACAACAGAGGUUCCCUCCUCUUCCAGAAGAGACAGCGCCGGGUGCAGAGAUUCACCUUUGAGUUUGCAGCCAGCCCGCAGGCGAUUGCAGAUGGAAGCACCAAGGGGAAGGUGCUGGGAACAGCAGAGCUGGGGACGGUUGCCAAUGGCCCCGAGGGGCAGAACUUCCACUCUGAGCUCCACAUCUUCCCAGCUUCAUCCCGGGGCCCUGAGGACGCCCAGUCUGCAGCCUUCCCUGCAGAGCGUGCCCGCAGCCCCAGCGCCCUGGCACCAGGCUAUGCGGAGCCACUGAAGGGCGUCCCGCCAGAGAAGUUCAACCACACGGCCAUCCCCAAGGGCUACCGCUGUCCUUGGCAGGAGUUCAUCAGCUACCGGGACUACCAGAGCGAGGGCAGAAGUCACACCCCUAGCCUUGCCGAGUACCGAAAUUUCAACAAGACCCCAGUGCCCUUUGGAGGACCCUUAGUGGGGGAGACUCUUCCCAGGGCAGGCACCCCAUUCGUCCCAGAGCUCAUCAGUGGCUUGGAACUUCUUCGCCUCAGACCUAGCUUCAACAGAGUUGCCCAGGGCUGGGUCCGCAACCUUCCUGAGUCCGAGGAGCUGUAGCCCCAGCCUGAAUAUUCAAUUCCCAUCUUCAUGUUUGGGAGACAUCCUGGAGUCGACUUCUGGACAGCACUUCAUGGUUUAUGAAGGGUCUUCACACACAAAAUCUUACUGCAAAUGGCCUCAAAGGCCGCAAGGUUCAGUAGUCCCCAAAUGGGGUGUGUUUCAACAUUUCCUGGGGAUGAUGUUUUGCAUACAGACUUCUGGCCUGCCCCAGAUUUGCAGUAUCCAAAUCUCCUGAGUUGGGGGUACUUUCUAUUAGUAACCAACACUCCUAGCUGAUUCCAGUGAAACUUGUUCAUGGUUCACAUCUUUAGGAAUCCAAGCUACCAGUGAAUUCACAUCCAUGCCUCUACUCCCCACUCCCUGCUCUGGUACUCUACUAACACUCCCCUGACAGGGAGAUCCCUAGCAGCCCAUUUACCCAGUGGAUAACUCUGACAAUUAGAAAGUUUUUCCUUUUAUUGAGAAGCAGUUAGUUAACCUUAUUCAUGCUCUAAACAUUUGCUAAGUACCUACUGUGUGCUAGUUGCCCUGAGGUGAAUAAGCCUAGGCCUGGCCUAGAGGAAGAGAAGACUGUAGGAAAGACAGGUUUAUAAAGCAUAGGUAAAUCCUGUUGAUUUUCCCUACAGAAUCUACCUGACAUCAGAGGAAGCAAGCACCAUGAGUCAAGAGGAGUGGGUCCCUAACUCCUGGUGGGGAUGGGUAUAGGAGGGGAAUUCCAGGAAGCCCCUCGGAGACUUUGGAGGUGGAGUGAGAGACAUCAAGGGAAGAGAGAGUGAUGGAGAGGACGUUCCUGCUGAGUGCACCAGCAUGUGCAAAGUGUGGAAUUGUGAAUAGGAGGAGGUGUGUUCUGGAGAAAGGAGGGGGCUGUGUUAGAGGGGUCAGUGAGGGCCAGCACGGAGUGGACUUUCCUGAGAUGGGGGCAGCUUUUAAGCUGGGAAGUGAUGGGUCUUGCUAUGUGGGGGCACAGAUUGGAGAGGACUAAGGCCAGAAGUCAGGAAACCUGCAGGGAAUAAGGUCUAGGCUAGGGCUAGGCUAGGGAGAUGGCCAUAGGGAUGGAAAGAAGGGGCAUCUUAUUGGACAGGUGCAAUGUGGGGCACCUAUAAGGUCUCCUCCUGUCUUUUCUCCUUGCACUUACCAUCUGGUGCAAGCCUGGGUAAAUCUUGUCCUAGUCUUCACCAGGGAUAGUUCAGGGCUGUAUCCAGCUCCCUAGGAAAAGGAGAGAAAGGAAUGCCUCUUAGUUCAACUGAUGAUGAUGAAGACAGUGACAAUGAUCAUGUUGGUGGCUGCUUUUUAUUAGGUGCCUCAGUGCUUGGGCUGGUAGUAGAUUCUCCACAUAUCCUAUUUCUUAUUUUCAGGACAAUCCUGAGGGAAAGGUAUUGUCCCAUUUUACAGAUAUAGAUAUCCAGGCUUGAAAGAAGUGGCUUGUUCAGGGCCAGAGCCAAAAUGGGAAUGUCUAAUUCUAGCAGCUGUCCCUUGUCACUGCACUGGGUGGCCAGGCCAAUGCCCCCUCACUCUGGAAUCAUCUAAGCAUGGUAUCCUGCCAUAGGGCUUAGAGUGAAAAGUGCAGGUGGAGAAGUCAGACUGGAUGGGAUGGGUUCUAGCUGCUACUGCUAGCUGUGUGAACUUAAGCAAGUCAUUUCUCCUGGGUAGGCCUCUGUCUCUCCACCUGUAAGAUGAGGACAAGGCCAGAAGCCCCUAGAGUGGGCUGUUGUGGCACAGUGAUGGAUGCAUACCUAAGAAGUCCUUGGUCAUUAUUAGAUUUCCUGCAGCUUCUGCUCUUGACCGGAAAAGACUUUCUUGUUCUUGAGAAGCUGGCUGCAAGAUGUCAUUAGGGUCUGUAAAGCUGAAGCCUGAAGGAAAGCCUCUGAUUACUGUAGGACUCCUUGUGGACAUGGAAUUAUUCCCUUUCCCCCUGCCUCCCUCUGCCUCUUCCCUGCCUUUCUUAGGGAGAUGAGAAGGUGAGAGAUCCAGCUAGUUCCCAGGGUACAUGGGAUAGUGGUUGCAUUUUCCUUUUGUUCCAGACUUUCACUGCACCCCACACAGUCGUGAGGGGCCAGCAGCCUGUUAGAGUUGCCUGCCAUUGAUGUGUUGUCUUGAAUUGGGGGGCUGCUGUUUAAAGCCAUGUUUGCAUGAGCUGAAAAACCAACCAUUAAAGUGUCUGACACAUAGAAGAGAGGAUUUGCACUACCUUGGAUAGACUCUGCUGUGUUCUGGAGGGUGAAGACCAACACCAGCUACAGGAGAGGAGAGCCUGCUGCACCCAAAAGCAAAUCCUCAUUCUUUCUUCUGACAAUAUGACUUUUGCUGAUGUUGUUAAAAAAAAAAAAAAAAAAGGAAUGCUUGUUAUCUAAAUAAAUAAAAUGUAAAAAGACUGGCCCACAUAGCUCCUCCUAUGCUCAAAGAUAGACUUUCCCAGCCUCCUGCAUUCUGCUUCAUUUCCACAUACUGGACGUAACCACUGGUAACAGUUUGGAUCUUCUAGGAUUCUAGAAUUAUUUGAAUAGAUAAAUAUGUAUGUAGUGUAGUACAGGUGCAAAGGUGCAAAAAUAUGUCUUUGUCUAAUGGGAUCAUACCAUAUGUAUUCUGUAUUUUGCAACUUUAUUUAACAGUAAGUAAAAUUUGGAUCCUGAAAGAGCAGGCCAUUAACCUUUCACGUAAUUUGUGGGCCUUGCAAGCCCUUCAUAUAAAAUCAUUUUCUUUGCUUGUUCAUAUCAAA